Messenger RNA from Trichomonas vaginalis G3, 4707 nucleotides. RefSeq names its product guanylate cyclase protein. Gene Ontology annotation, molecular function: guanylate cyclase activity; peptide receptor activity. The transcript has a single exon. Gene Ontology annotation, biological process: cGMP biosynthetic process; intracellular signal transduction; receptor guanylyl cyclase signaling pathway. The coding region runs from base 1 to 4707 and encodes 1568 amino acids. Lineage: Eukaryota; Parabasalia; Trichomonadida; Trichomonadidae. The record is from RefSeq and is a predicted model, not a curated record.
AUGGCUUACAACAAUCAGCAGAAUCCAGCAACUGUAUCUGUAUCGAUAUCGAAUGAAAGCAUGAAUAAUGGAGUCCAGGUUCAAAAUGAAAACAAAGUUAUCGAUGAAAUGUUUCCAUUAUUCACAGCUGUCUUCCAGCAAGCCAAUAUUCCAAUCAUAUUUGUUUACCCAUUCUUAGUAUUCUUCUUUCUUCAAGUUGUUAUUGUUACAAACUGGCCAUGGCAGCCAUAUUGGGAAAUUAACGAUACAAAAGGUACAAUGAAACUAUUAAGAUCGAUCUUUUUUUAUAUUCCUCAGCCACCUCAGCCUGGAUAUUACUUCGUUAUUGCGUUUGUUAUUUUCGCAAUAAAUGUGAUAAUCUUUAUUUUGAUUAGAUUUCAAUUGGCAUAUUUCAAAGUGCAAAGAAAUUUUAUCAACGUGCUUAAUUAUCCUAUUAGAUUCUAUUUUGACACAAUACUUAUCGUAAUUUUAAUUCCAUCAAUAAUUGGAGUGGGAGAAACAUUUUUGCUAAUGUGUCAUGGAUAUACAUCGUAUAAAGUAAUUGUCUCCAUGUUGUUAUAUCUCAUAAAUGUUGCAUAUGAAGUAUUCUCAUUCGCAAUUGUUCAGGGAUUUGCAUCAAAAUCAGUGAACGUUAAUGUCUCUCCUCUACUUAACUUUGACCCAUCAAUUAUGAUCAUUACUUUAGCUGCAAUCAUGAUAUCACUAGGAUUAUACUUCAUUCUGGCAUUAUUUGAAGACUGGGCAAGACUUGUUGCAAUAGCUUUACAUUUUGCAAUGUACGUGUAUAUCGUUAUAUACAUUCUAAGAAGAAUUCCAUUCGUCGAUAUUAUGUCGCAAUCAUUAUCGUGUGGAUGGCAAUUUUCUAAUAUGUUAGGUGAUGUUAUCAUGAUUAUCUCUUAUUUCGUCAAGAAAUUCAAUUAUAAUAUUCCAUUAGGUUUAACAUUCGGGUGUUUUAUUGGUUUGACACCUGCUUUUCUUAUCUAUCAUAUCUUCAGAGUCAAAAAGAUUAUUUCUCAACUCCAAGAAACAUUUUCUAAUGAAGAAGAGGCAAGCGAAUAUUACACAUCCCUUGGACUUGAUAAGAAUGAGAUCAAAGCAUUAUUGUAUCUUAGAAUUGGCUUCCAAAACUACUGUCUAUGCUUCUACAAUUGGUCUCUGGUAAACUUUAUCAUCAAUAAAUUCAACGGAGAACUUGCUUUGAGCACAUGCUUGCAACUAGUCAACUAUUUUCCGAAAGAAACAAGACUUCUUAAUAGAAUUGAGCGUCUAAUCCUGACUCAUAGAAAAAUUGGAUUCACAACUAGAUUUUUGAUCUACCAAGUUGACAGUAUAAAGACACUACGUCAAUUUUCAGUGAGUUCCCAAUCAAAACUGAAACUUAUUGAGCUGAAAAACAUGUCAAAGCAAUGCGAGAUGUUGACCAGAGGAGCCGUUGAUUCAAAUAAAUUGACACCAAACUACUUUGAGAACCUUGCAAACAAAGCACAUAUGAUCAGAGCUGUUUGGAGAGAAUCAUUAGAGAAUGCUCCAAAUAAUCCGAAAUUCUGUGAAGAAUUCAGCCGUUAUCUUAUUGAAUGCGAGUGUGAUUUUCCAGAAGGCCUCAAAAUUAGACAUAGAGCACAAGUUAUUGAAAUGGGCUUAAGUUUUUCAAUAGAUUAUUCUUUUAGAUCAAUGGUCAGAGCUUUUCCAGGAUAUAUCACCAAAAAGAUAUUAGAUCUUAAAGGUGCAGUCAAUGAUAAAAAGAAAGAAUCAAUACUUGCAUCUAGUCAAGGUAGUCAAUCAUCAACAGAUCAAAGUAAAACAAGCGGAAGCCAAAAUAGUUCAACAAUGAGUGAAAACUUUUUAGAUCUUGAUGUAGAAGAAAUGGUUGGUAAACAAACAAUAUACCAAUCAAGAACAAGACUUGCUUUACACAGAGCUUUAGAAAACAAACUUCCAAACUCGAUCAAAUCGAUCAUUCCUGCUACAAUAUUUAUUAUUGUUUGCGUCAUUGCUAUCUUUGCUUUUACUUUCAUUUAUUCUGAAAGGCAAUUAGCAACACAAACAGGAUCAUUACAAAGAUUGGAUUCAAUAUCUCAAAUCACAUUUUAUUCCUCAAUUGCGAAUGCUGAUUUGAUCUUAGAAUUCAUCAGAGAACAUAAUGUUUUGGAUACUUAUAUGCCUGCAAUGAGAGGAUUAAUGAGAUCAACUGAUCCUGUUUUCAUUAAUGUUGAUGCUGAUAUGUUGAGAGAAACAAUGAUAUUCACAACAAACUCAUCAAUUCAAUUUGGAAACCUCAUUAAUUCUGUUGCACAAUUGGCUCUUGAAGGUGAAGAUAUUUAUGAUUUCGCCAAAUCAUUGAUAAAACCUGUAACAGAAAUAGUCAUUUGCGAUGCUGAUGCUAAACCUGCAGCGAUAGCAAAUGAAUCAUUUUCAUCUUUAGUCGGAAUGAUGAUUUCUCAUCAAAGAGAAUUAAGUGGAAACAAAACUGUCAAAUAUCUCUUAAGUAAUCCAAAUUACUGCGAGUUGUAUUUCAAUUUCAAUGCAUUCUAUGAACAAUCAAUAGUUUUAUUUGAUUCUUUCUGUGAUUUCCAAAGAUCUGAAGGAAAUCAUCUUAAAAGAGUCUUCGGAAUUUUAGAAUUUUUAAUUCCAUGUGAAACUUUUGUUUCCGUUUUCAUUCCUGUGAUUGUUAUCCAUAUAUUAACAAUCAAAUCACUCAAAGAUGUUAUUGAAAUCAUCAAAGGUUUUGAUGUCAAAGCUAAAAAUGAUGCAAAAGCUCUGAUAACAAUCCAUGCAACAGAUGAUGAUACAAAAAUUGUUGAAAUGACAGGAACAAGUCGUGUAUCCUAUAUUUUAAUUACCAUUAUAUUGUUUAUCUCUUUAGGAUUCUUACUUUGUUCUUUAAUUAUUUGUAUUUUGGUAGUCAAUUCAAAUACAAACAUUAUCAAUUUGAAUUCAUGGAAUCAAUUUGCAUCAUUAAGAUUGUCAUCAUCAGCUUCUUCCUUGUAUGCUUUGAUUUAUUCUUUGGCAAUGCAUGAUUUGCCAGAACAAAACAGAAUGACAAGUAUUUCUGAGUUAGUUAAUCUUUCUCUAUUUUUGACAAAGGAAUUAGCUGAUCUUGACAAUAAAUUAGUCAAUGGUUUUGAAGACACCCCUGCAUGCAAAGGAUUCGAUGAAGAAUUAGAUCAAUAUAAUAUAAUUGAUAAACCAGCUAAACCUAAAAUUGGAGAUCCCCACGAUUUCUAUGCUCAAACUAGUAUUCAUCAACAGAUUGAUGUGUAUCGUGGCUUUGUUCAGCAAUUAGCAAAUGAUCUUCUAAAUCAAAAUCAAAAUGUGAGCACAUUUAUUAUGGCAAACUCAAUUCACAUUGUCAAUGCUCACAUGUGGAUGAGAUUAAUGAAUGUCACAAAGAGAAUGAUCAAAUUAGCAGACAUGGAAUAUAAUGAUAUAUUGCAAAACAUUAUAAUUAUUGGUGUAUGUGUUACAAUACUAUUAAUAAGUUUCGUAGUUGUUGUAUCAUUUUAUUAUACUAAUAGAGCUUCAGCAUAUAAAGCUGUUUGCUUCGUAUCAAAGAGAUUUAAUCCAGCAACGCUUGUCAACAAUAAACUCUUCAGUAAAACAUUCUUGAAAUCGAAAUCAGAUAUAAAGGAUGACAGAUUAUCAGUUGAUGGAUUGAUUAUUCUUAAUGCAACAGAUUCGAUAUUCUUGACAAGUGUAUUUGGUGUUGUUGAGAUUGUUAACAAGUCUGUACAAGGAUUAAUUGGAUACACGCCUGAACAAAUAUUAGGACAACAUAUUUCUCAAUUCUUCACAAGUGCUGAUGAAGAUAAGAUCACAAAUAAACUUGAGAUGAUGAGAUCAGGACAGAUAUCAACAUUUGCAGAAGAAGAUUUUACAGCAGUAACAGAUAAUAAUGUGGAGAUCCCAUGUCAUGUAACAAUAGUCGGAAUCAAGAAUCAUAAUAACGAUGACUUGAACUCAUUUGCAAUCAUUGUAAGAGAUCAAACUGCACUUGUUCAUCAAAUGAAGCAAGCAGAAGAAGCGAAGGCCAAAUCAGAAAAAUUGUUGUAUCAGAUAUUGCCAAGAGAUAUUGUUGUACAGUUGAACAGAGGAGAGAAAGAUAUCACGUUCACUGUCAACUCAGCAACAAUCAUCUUCAUUGACAUUGUUCGCUUCUCAGAGUACACCGUCAACCUUAGUCCACAAGACAUCAUGCAGAACUUAUCAUUGUACUUUGCAGGUAUUGACAAGAUCGCUAGCAAGUACAACAUGGUCACUAAGAUCAAACUCAUUGGUGACAUCUACAUGGCUGCCGCUGGUUUGUUCAAUCCAGAAACAUCUCCAGAAUCACAUGCCGAGCAAGCAGUCAUGCUUGGUCUUGAUUCCAUCGCAGAACUUGAUGAAAUCAACAUGCGUCUUGAUUCAUCUCUUACAAUCCGCGUUGGUGUGAACAGUGGUGGUCCAAUCAUUGCAGGUGUUUUAGGUACCGAUAAACCAGCAUUCGACAUCAUUGGUGAUCCAAUCAAUGUUGCAGCUCGUCUUCAAAGUACAGAUGAAGCAAACCAUGUUCAUAUCAGUCAAGCAACUUAUGACUUAAUCAAAGGUAUGAGUUUCGACAUUGCUGCAAGAGUAGAAACGUUCUUGAAAGGUAAGGGAAAGCAAAUGACUUACUUAGUCAAUCCUGUUCAAUCAUAUCUAACAUCAACAGGAAGUUUUCAUAGACAGUGA